AGGUGAAGCGCUAGUACUCUCAACUGAAAGGAUACCGUUCGGUUACAGUGUACUAAAAUGAACUAAUAGUAUGUACUCAUUGUGUAGUAUUCAAACACAGCUAUGGUUUGUAUAUGUUUGAUAACGUCCCAUGUAUUCCAUUCCAGCCAUUACAAUGAGCCCGUCCUCCUAUAGCUCCUCCAACCAGCCUCCUCUGUGGUAUACAGGUGUCGGGCUGGUUGGUGGCCAAUUUUUUUCUCCCUCUGUUUGUAUCAUAAAUGUAACGUGAUUGAACACACACUAUCGCACAGUAGGUGGCGGCAUCCACAAACAAAAUGUGUGAACGCCAUGAUACCAAAGAAGAAGAUAUAACCCACCCUCGCCAGCCUUCCUUCUGAGAAGCAGUCAGUCAACCGGCUGUUGCAUUUUUCGGUUAUCGAUUGGUCUUGUCUGGACCGUGAAGUCGCGGGAGAGUUUGGACAAAAAUGGUGGAUAAAUAAAAUAGAGUUCACUAAGGCCGUUUAAAAAAAGUAUCAAUUUACGGUCUGGGUGGCGCUCCCAUAGACACCAAUGCGAUAGCAGCUGGGUCUGGUCUGCUUUGUUCAUUGAUUGAACCAGAAAAAACAGCGACUGGAUUGGAAUCCUUCCUGUCCCCCUCAAAAAAACGUGACUAGCUAGCAUAUUGACGCCGAUAAAUACAGAAACAAAUGGCUUUGAAUGGUGACCGUUAGGAUCGCGUGACAAGAAUGGAGGAUAAUUUGGAGCGCGUGCUCCAUUGCGAUGACAAGGAGGAGUUGAGGCGGAAACUGGCCCUGCUACAGAGGGAGUACUCCAGGACAGUUCGGAGAUUACAGCGAGCUGAGCGUUCAGAUGCCGUGCGGAAGCAUGUGAGGAGUCGGAUCUCUGAGCAGAACCUCCAGGACCAGACAGACCCAGUCCCUGCCAGCACCUUUCCCAACCCAGCUCUACCUCCCCUCUCACUUGGUAGCCCUGCUAGGACAGCCCCAGGUUCGGCCUCACCACCAGGCCCCGCUGGAGACUCGACUGUGGCGGCAUCGUGUCCGGUGGAAUCUGAGAACCCCAGGCGGAGGAGUCCGUCCAUCCGCUUCCUCCUCCCUGUCGAUGACUCUUGCCCUCGGACACCUGACCUUAACCCUCACAGACGAAGCCACUCCCUCCGGCUGAGGUCACGGAGAAGCCGGCUGCGCUGGGAGCGGACGGGGAGGGUCCAGGGCGGCGAGGGGGCAGGGGGGAGGUACGACACUGAGACCAGCGAGGAUGGGCUGGAGCUGGAAGCACAAACAGAGAAAGAAGAGGAUGGAGAGAAGAGAAAUAUGGAGGAAGAGAAGGAGGGUGUAAAGAAAGAGCUAGAGAGGGAGGAGAAUGAGAGGGAAAUUCCAGAUAAAGAGGCAAUGAAACAGAGCGAUGGAGAGGAGAGAGAAGAACAGAGGACAUAUGGACAGAAGGAGAUCGGUUCACCCCUUCCUUCUCUGAGGAGAGAUGGAGAGAAUGAGAGAGAAGAGGGAAGUGAUUCAGGAGCUGAGGGAGUCUCCGUGUUAGGGGCUGUUGGGUUGUGUAACACUGGGCGAGUCCUGGACUCGUGCACCCUGGUGGAAGGUCUGCCGUUCCCAGUAGAAUACUACAUCAGAACCACAAGACGCAUGGCCUCUUCACAGAGCCACAGAGACCUGCAGGCUGUCAUUCUGAACCAACUCAACAGGGGGCACCACAGAAGGAGCAAGGUCCGGAUGUCUAACACACACUCACUCUCAACUUCACACUCCGAAUCACUAGCACAACCCUCCAAUCACCGCCAGUGCUCCAGUCAACUGACCUCAAACUCACCGACCAAUCGCACACCGGUCGAGGAGCCAUCAGCCAAUCAGAUGCUUACCGCUGAGUCAGGGACCAAUCAGAGUGAGAGUUUACCCUCCAGAGCCUGCAGUGUUCGGCCUAUCAGAGGCCGGAGGAGGAGAGGAAGGAGGCCGAAACUGGGCCGCUCUCUAAGUUUGGACUCGGAUCCUCCAGCACCAGUCCCAGACAACACCCAGACCCCGGCCGCUAUUAGCCCAGCCUCACAGCCUCUCCCUGGGGGUGGAUGUACGGAGCGCUGGCCUCUCUCUGGAGGUGUGGAGGAACAGCUUUAUCCCAUCUUCAGAAGGAGCUGUGUCUCUCCCCUCAUUCACACAGCAAAGCAGAGCAAAGAGAGUGUGUGGUCUCUCCUUCUGCCCUCCUCCCUCUCCCCUGGAGGACCAGCAGUGCACCCUGGGAGUCUGGGCCGCGUCAUCUCAACCUUUGACCUCCAGGAUUUCCAUCUCCCCGACGACCAGUUCGGACAGCUAAAGCUCCAGAAGCUUCGCGCCUCGUCUGCCGUUGCCGAACCGGAACCCUUCUCACCUUACAACAUGCGUCGUCGCCGCAACAGAGGCUCGGUCCACGGUCUCCACGGCGACACAGGCGGUCAGAUGUCUAAAGCGCCUACGCCUGAGCCCCUCCCUCUCAGCCUCACCCCUCCUGUCACAGACUGCGUCACUCCGGUAGAACAGUCUAUAGACAGAUCUUUAGGCCAGCAUCUUAUAGACCACCCUAUAGGCCAGCAGUCUACAGACGCACUAGACCAUUCUACAGACCUCCAUUCGGAGUACCAUUCAGUUUGCCAGUUUACAGACCACCUUGUAGACCAGCCUACUGGCCAUCAGUCUACAGACCACCUUGUAGACCAGCCUACUGGCCAUCAGUCUACAGACCACCCUGUAGACCAGCCUAUAGGCCAUCAGUCUACAGACCAGCCUACUGGCCAUCAGUCUACAGACCUUCCUGUAGACCAGCCUAUUGGCCAUCAGUCUACAGACCAACCCGUAGACCAGCCUAUUGGCCAUCAGUCUACAGACCAACCCGUAGACCAGCCUACUGGCCAUCAGUCUACAGACCACCCCGUAGACCAGCCUACUGGCCAUCAGUCUAUAGACCAACCCGUAGACCAGCCUACUGGCCAUCAGUCUAUAGACCACUCUGUAGGCCAGCCUAUAGGCCAUCAGUCUACAGACCAGCCUACUGGCCAUCAGUCUACAGACCACCCUGUAGACCAGCCUAUUGGCCAUCAGUCUACAGACCAACCCGUAGACCAGCCUACUGGCCAUCAGUCUACAGACCAACCCGUAGACCAGCCUACUGGCCAUCAGUCUACAGACCACCCCGUAGACCAGCCUGUAGGCCAUCAGCUUACCGUUUUAGUAGGCCAGUCUAUAGACUUUCCUUCAGUAGACCAGCAGACAGGCCGACUCACUACUGAGUGCCCUUCCCUUCAAACUGAAACCAAGACCGAGUGCCCUCCCGAGUGUCCAUCCUUCCACACAAAGACUAAAUGCCUUUCUCCGUGCCCUACGGAGUUCCCUGUCGAGUGCCUUACCAAAUGUCCUUCCGUGUGCACUACUGAGUGCCCUUCCCUCCGGACGGAGACAGAUGCAGAGUGUGCUGUCCCCCCCAGCCCUUCCCUGCUCCUCCUUAGCCCCUCCCUAACCAGCCACACCCCUCACGGACACACCCUUUCCCUCUCCUCCAUUCCCCCCUUACCUUCCUUAGGGAUGACCCCUAGCCCCUUGACCCCUAACCCCAACAUACCCCUCUCCCUCCCUGACAGCCCCCCAUUACCUUCUUUAGAGGCGGUGACUCACAUCCUCUCCUGCCCCCCCACUCUGACCCUCCCUCUCUCCUGCCCUCCCUGCCGCCCCACUCUGACCCUCUCCUGCCCUCCCACUCUGACCCUCCCCCUCUCCUGCUCUCCCUGUCCCCCUACUCUGACCCUCCCCUUCCCCUCUAGUCCCUCCACCCAAGCCCUCUCUCCUCCCUCCCUCUCUCCCUGCCCAUCUCCAAUCAUCCCUCUCUCCUCCUCCCCUCCCUCCCUCGCUCUCUGCCACCCCAGCCUGGUUGAUUCCCUGCCCCAACUUUUGCUCCCUCCCACUCCUCUACUACUGCCUCAAUCUCUCCCUCCAACCCCAAAUACACCCCCUCCAUCGCCCCCUAUCCAGCUUCUUCGCCAGCCAGCUCCCUCUCUCCACUCAACCAGACAGGCCACCGAGGAGAGAGGAGAGGGAGAGGAGGAGAGAGCGUUGAGGAAAAAAGAGGAGAAGAGGAGGGAUGGGAUGACAGAGGAGGGUGUCUUAAAGCUCUCUCACACACUGAAGGCCCCUGCAGGAGGCAGCCUGGUGGAUGUCUGCUGUGUGUCGUGGUUGUCAGUAGGUGUAUGUGUAGCGGUGGCAGAAGAGUGGGAGGUGUGUGUUUGGGGUCAGAACAACCCCCCACACUGGAGACGACUCCACACCUGGACCUUCAUAGAAUCAGUGAUGUCAGUGUUUCCUGUGUCGGACGCUCCUGGGCUUCUGUGUGUGACUCUGGGCCAGCUGGAAAUCAGAGAGGCCAGGGUACUGUGCUGCUCCAGUCUGUCCCAGGCGGUGCUGUGUGAGGGGGAGAUCCACAUGGUGGUGGGCAUGUCCAACCGAAGGCUGGUUAGCUCCUCCUACUCUGUCGCCACAACCCCGCUGCAGGUCUACACACUGACACAGGAUGGCAGGCUGCAGGCCUGCCUGUCUUUGGUCUGUCCUACUGAGCGCGUGCAGACCGUGGCGGCGGUGGAGGGACAGACUGACGCUCUGAUUGGCUCAACCCACGGAGGACAUGUUGUUCUGUGGAACGUGACGACGGGGCAGCUGCUGCGGAGCAUCAAUCUGGGAGAUGGUUUCACGGAUACGACCUGCCUCCGAGGAUACUCCCUCUGCGGGGUGCUGUUUGUCCUGUUGCAACACCCGUCCCUGUGUGCUGUGGAGGAGGAAGAGGGAGGGGCUCUGUUCUCGCUGGUCGCCACCAACCCUCUGACUGGCACCGUCGCCCUGGCAACCAGACUAGGCCUCCCCAAAGCCUGCACCGGGAGGCUGGUGGAGGUUGAUGUCCAUGGAUCCAGUGUGAUUGGGGUUUUCCGGUCCGGCUCCGUGUGUGUGUGGCAGCUUGGGGGGCGUCAGGGCCAGCAGGGGGUCUGGUUCCCAGAGCUGGGGUGUCAGCUCGCCCGUUGGGGGGCGCAGGGAACUGUCCUGACAGCACACCUCAAUGGAGACGUCUGCUUACACCGCUACAGACCACUCUGAACAACUACAGACCACUAUAGAACACUCUGAACAACUACAGACCACUAUAGAACACUCUGAACAACUACAGACCACUCUGAACAACUAGAGACCACUCUGAACUACUAGAGACCACUAUAGACCACUCUGAACAACUACAGACCACUGUAGAGCACUCUGAACAACUACAGACCACUGUAGAGCACUCUGAACAACUACAGACCACUCUGAACUACUGUUAUACAUGCCAGAGAGGUAUGUUUGUUCUACCAAACACAUUUCUAUCUGAAGGUUGUCCAACGUGUCCUGCUGAAUGCAGCCCAGAAGGGUCUGCUACAUAGCAGGAACAAUGAGUUAGCGCUCUAACUUUGAUAAGCAACCAGAAAUAACUAUUGAUUUUCUGGUUCAUUAAGAAAGCUAAACUUAGAUAUGUGUUUUUGGUUGUUUUAUUAUGCCAUGCACUUAAUAUAUUUCUAUAAAACAAGUUAUUUCAGAAUAUUUAGGCAAGUUAGCUGGGUAACACAUUGAUCUUGCUUUGUCGUAAACACCUGCAACCGUGACCUCUGGUGCUGAAUCACAUUUUGAUUCUGAUUCUUCUGAAUCACUUUCUACCACAUCCAAAUGACAUGGUUCAACUGUUUGGUUCCUGAGUCUGUUCCAUAUGUUCCUACAUAUAAAUGACAUGGUUCAACU
This is a messenger RNA of Oncorhynchus mykiss (rainbow trout), 5789 nucleotides long. The record is from RefSeq and is a predicted model, not a curated record. Lineage: Eukaryota; Metazoa; Chordata; Actinopteri; Salmoniformes; Salmonidae.